Drosophila innubila is the source of this 1083-nucleotide messenger RNA. RefSeq lists its product as uncharacterized. Bases 111 to 938 code for a protein of 275 amino acids. NCBI's taxonomy places the organism in Eukaryota, Metazoa, Arthropoda, Insecta, Diptera, Drosophilidae. The transcript is spliced from 2 exons. The record is from RefSeq and is a predicted model, not a curated record.
UUCUCCUGAAUUGUUAUAUUGUUGCAAUUCAGAAUAAACAAAGAAAAAGUCAGGUAGAAAAAUAAAACCAUAAUUCAAUCUGACGAACAACUUGGCAAUCCUUAUUAGAAAUGGAAAAUACACCAAUCAAGCCGUUUGAUUAUUUAGCCAUGGAUAAAUCCAUCUUGCGCACUGAAUGGGAGAAAUGGCUUCGGUCAUUUCAAAUAUAUGUAGAAGCAGAAGAAAUAACAUCAAAGUACCGCCAAAGGAAUAAAUUGCUACAUUUGGGGGGAACGCAAUUACAGGAAGUGGCUUACUCAUUGCCUGGUGCUAUAGUAAAGUACGAUAAGGAGCUGGAUAACGAUGUCUUCACCGUUUUGGUUGAAAAGCUUACCGAACACUUUUUGCGGAAACGUAGUACUGCUUUUGAGCGACAAUUGUUUCGAUCUAUGACUCCCUCGAAGGGAGAGUCUUUUGCUCAAUUUUUGGUACGUCUACGCCAGCAAGCUAAGAAUUGCUAUUUUGGUUCAACCAAAUCGGAGAUACAGGAAAUAUGUCUAAUCGACAAAAUUGUGGAUUCUUGGGCCUCGACAAAAUUAAAACGGAAGCUGCUGGAGAAAAAAGUUUCCCUUACCGAAGUAAUCGACGCAUGCUUGGAGGAUGAAGAUGAUAAUAAACAUUCUAAUUUCUUAAGCACUAAAGCAAAUGAGAAUACGUGCAAUAGAGAGUGGGGACGGUGCGGCCGUUUGGAUCAUACAGAGACAAAUAUUGUUUGUCCCGCUCUCGAUACAAAAUGCAAUAGAUGUUCUGGAUUGGAUCAUUAUGCCGAAAAAUGUAGAGCUGGGCGAUCGUUCGGUUUUGGCAGAAAACGGCGUCGGUUGAAUGAUCAAAACUCAUCAUACAUACUGACACCAAACACAUCACACUCAUUUUCACCACCAUGGACCUCUGAAUAUUAGCUUCAGGUCACUCGGGGAAAUCGAAUAUAACCGAACCGAUUUGCUGGGUCAGUUGCAUUACUCUGAAGACUGUGCAUUGACAGUUUAUAGGUACCGAUUUUCUCAUGUAAAAUAGAACAGAUUAAAACUUUGACCUGAACUCUGA